AGCUUUUCAGUAAAUGCACUCAUGCUGCUCCAGGAGCUCUUCUCUGCAACAAGCCGCCCAUCUGCCAUCAACAAGUUAAGACCGAGAGAAUUAACAGCUGCGGAAAGGAAAGCCUGAAGCUUUGAUUAACCAGCUGAGCAGUCAGAGAAGGAAAAAAUUAAUAACUCCUAUUCAAAACUGAUUUAGGGGACCAGAUCAGUCACGGUAAAUGAAGCCAAUGCUUUCCAUAGGAAUAUCCUAAGGAAAAAAACGAACAACUCUCCCUGGUGGAUUCAAUUUUACUCGGAAAGACUGGGACACAGAAAACAGGAAACUGGUCAAAGGCUCCUGCAUGUUAGAGCCUUUUACAGACUCACUGCGUUGAGUCUAAGAACCGCGACUGAAUGCAGCCUCCAAUGUGCUCAGAAGAAUGGGCUUACAUUUCAAGUGGCCAUUAGGGGCCCCUAUGCUGGCAGCAAUAUAUGCAAUGAGUAUGGUGUUAAAAAUGCUGCCUGCCCUGGGUAUGGCGUGUCCACCCAAAUGCCGCUGCGAGAAGCUGCUCUUCUACUGUGACUCUCAGGGCUUCCACUCGGUGCCAAACGCCACAGACAAGGGCUCCAUGGGCCUGUCCCUGAGGCACAAUCACAUCGCAGAGCUCGAAAGGGAUCAAUUUGCCAGCUUCAGUCAACUUACCUGGCUCCACUUAGACCACAAUCAAAUUUCAACAAUAAAAGAAGAUGCUUUUCAAGGACUGUAUAAACUUAAGGAAUUGAUCUUGAGUUCCAACAAAAUAUUUUACUUGCCAAACACAACUUUUACCCAACUGAUCAAUCUGCAAAACUUGGACCUGUCUUUUAAUCAGCUGUCAUCUCUGCAUCCAGAGCUUUUCUAUGGUCUUCGGAAGCUGCAGACCUUGCAUUUAAGGUCCAACUCCCUGCGGACUAUUCCAGUACGCUUGUUCUGGGACUGUCGUAGUCUCGAGUUUCUGGAUUUGAGCACAAAUCGUUUGCGAAGUUUGGCUCGCAAUGGAUUUGCAGGAUUAAUCAAACUGAGAGAGCUUCACUUAGAGCACAACCAGCUGACGAAGAUUAAUUUUGCUCAUUUCCUACGGCUAAGCAGUCUGCACACGCUCUUCUUACAAUGGAACAAAAUUAGCAAUUUGACAUGUGGGAUGGAGUGGACCUGGGGCACUUUAGAAAAGCUAGACCUGACUGGAAAUGAAAUCAAAGCCAUUGAUUUGACAGUGUUUGAAACGAUGCCUAAUCUUAAAAUACUCCUCAUGGAUAAUAACAAGUUAAGUAGCCUUGAUUCCAAGAUCUUAAACUCCCUGAGAUCCCUCAAGACCAUUGGCCUUUCUGGCAAUCUGUGGGAAUGCAGCCCCCAAAUAUGUGCUUUGGCCUCCUGGCUGGGCAGUUUCCAAGGUCGGUGGGAGCAUUCCAUCCUAUGUCACAGCCCUGACCACACCCAAGGAGAGGAUAUUCUAGAUGCAGUCCAUGGGUUUCAGCUCUGCUGGAAUUUAUCAACCACUGUCACUGCCAUGGCUACAACUUACAGAGAUCCAACCACUGAAUAUACAAAAAGAAUAAGCUCAUCAAGUUACCAUGUGGGAGACAAAGAAAUCCCAACUACUGCAGGCAUAGCAGUUACUACUGAGGAACAUUUUCCCGAACCAGACAAUGCCAUCUUCACUCAGCGGGUAAUUACAGGAACAAUGGCUUUAUUGUUUUCUUUCUUUUUUAUUAUUUUUAUAGUGUUCAUCUCCAGGAAGUGCUGCCCUCCCACUUUAAGAAGAAUUAGGCAGUGCUCAAUGAUUCAGAACCACAGGCAGCUCCGAUCCCAAACACGACUCCAUAUGUCAAACAUGUCAGACCAAGGACCGUAUAAUGAAUAUGAACCCACCCAUGAAGGACCCUUCAUCAUCAUUAACGGUUAUGGACAGUGCAAGUGUCAGCAGCUGCCAUAUAAAGAAUGUGAAGUAUAAUAUCUACCCAUCAUCAAAAAUCACAUCAGAUAAGUAACCUAUUUUACAUAGUAGGGGCUAAAUACAUAUCUAAUUUUUACCAAUGGUGACAUUAAGCCUAAUUUUCCAAAACAAGUGGAGACUUAGUUUUUGAAGUGUUGAAGUAUUUUUAAUUUUUUAACAAAACCAUAUUUUAAGUGUUAAAUGAGGCAAUGCUCACAUUAAUUUGCACUCCUGUUGAAAAGUCUUAAAAUGCUCACUUCAAAAUAAGACUGUAAUUAUCUAUGUAAUUAUAUACUAUCAUGUGUAAACAUUUACACUAAGGUCUCCAUAUGCUAUUUUUUCUACUGAAAGCAGUUUGUUAAGAAGCUACCAGUUAGAAAAAGAUAGGGAUCAAUACUUGUUUGAUCUUUGCUCUCCAUCCCACAUACCACAAAUGGCUUGCUGCUUAAAAGGAAACUUAGCAAAGCUCUCUUGUAUGAUAAUUUGUUAUUAACUCAAAUCUAUAAUCUACUGCCAGUAUAGGAGGUAAAAUUUCAUCUCUGCUGAAGACUGGUAAAUAUUAAACACUCUUCCAGAGUUUUUUGCCUAGAUAUUAUCAAAGUUCCCAUCAUGAAAUCAGAACCCUUUAUGUAAUUCUAAUAAGCUGAGUGACUUUAAUGUAUUUAACCAAUGACUCCAAGUGACUGUGAAAAGGUCUCAUUACAAUGAAUCAAUACUAAAUAAUUACACUGAUUUCUUAUCAUACAUCUCUAGUUUGACUUAUAAUAUACAUGUUGGUUUUUGCGGCAUUUAGACAAUUAUUUUAAACUAGCACUAACUGCCAUUUUGCGAAUUAAUUUACUAAAGCCUAUAUUUACAUUUAAAUAUGAAAAAAUUAUUUAAGAGAAGAAAAAGGAUUGUCAAUUUAACAAUCCUAUAACAUGUUUCCUCCAGCUUGAAAGCACACACACAUAGUCAUGAUCAAAGAUGCCUUGACAAACGGAUUUAAACCUUUCUUCUGCCUUUUCCUGAUCUUCAAACCUCAGAGAGUCAAAUCAGAAAUAACUGGCUAGAAACAGGCAUAACACUGAUUCUUGUUAGAUUAUAAAGGAACCAUGAAAAAAAUCGCUUCCAUAAAUUAUUACACACUAAACUUGGACCUUUUAAUAAAGAUACACAUUCACACUGUAAGGGUGAAGGGAACAACGUAUUGCUGAGGUGAACCUUCCGAUGGGUGAAACACUGCACGUGCCUAUGCAGCCACAGAACAGGAACUUGAAGGCGACUGGAGAGGAGGGGAAAGGAGGAAAGGAAAUAUUUUGAAAAUCUGACUCUUGCAGAAGCAGGCUAACUGAAGUUAAAAGGCAGCUAAGAGGGAGGCAAAUGGGUAACUGUAUACAAUCUGAAUCAAACAGGACAAGGCCCCAGGAUUUGUGGCUGGGAGUUUUCCAAUAGGGUUAAUACAAGCAUUCCAUAAUUCACAAAUGAUAAUGGUGCCACAUUUUUCAUGAAGAACCACAAGUGUUUAUUUUCUUCAAUUAGGAUUUCUAUGGAGAAAUUAUGACGUAUUUGGGAUUUAGCUACAAGUUACAAAUUCACCCUUACAAUUUUUCCAUAAAUAAGAUUCUAUGUAUGUAGUAGCAAAAAACUGUGAAAUCAGAACAUACACUUGAUUUUUAGAUGAGCAUUUUUACAACCACAUUAUUUGAAGGGAAAAAAAAGCAUAAAUCAUUAUAGAAAACCACUACCACAUCCACAAAAAAAGUUGUUUUUCUCCUUCACAUGACUAUUAACAAUAUUCGUCAUUCAAGGCAUAUUUUCUUCCCAGGACUGAAUCAAAAGCAUUUUAAGAUUACAGUUUAAGCCAUAGGAUUUAAUCAUAUCUUUUUUCUUCUUUAAUAUUGAGAGUAGUGUCUAUGUUUCAAAGAAAAUGUAUCUCAGUAAAAAAGCAAAUAAGAUACACAUUAUGGUUAAAAUGUACUCUAAACUUUUUAAGGUUGGUAGAUUACUUUGGCAAAGUCUCAGCCUAGCUGAGUGCAGCUGAUCAUGAGCCGCAUUUCAUCUCCUGUUAAACCAGACCCUGGGCUUGUCUGUGCUGAUUCUACAAGAUAGAUCACAACUCACUGCUUCCCCACAGAGGAGCUAGAUCAGAAGCUCCCUACAAAUGAGAGCUUCAUGAGGUACAAUUUACCAAUUAUUUCUCAGACAACCACAGCCAUUUGUCAGGGGAUAGCUUGGUCACGACACAACUGUGCCCUGAGAACACAAGAUUCCACCAGCCCUGAAGGAUACUGGAGAAAGAGAAAUUUCCAUUAUUUCAGCCACAACCAAAAUUAAUUCAAACUGUGAACAGAAGAGUGAGAAAUAUUGGCUGAAAAUACCCACAUUAAAAAUAAGGUUACAGUCAAUUAAAAUUGACCAUUAACUGGCAAAAUUGUAAAUGUAGAUGGAAAAACUGGAAAACUGGAAAAGUAGGAUGUUUAGUAACUCAGGGGAACAGCAUAGUCAAGGCCACCAAGGCCCACUUUCCAUUUAAAAAAUUUGAUUUUUGUUUUCCAUCUAUUUUUUGGUAUUGCCCUCUGAGAAGAGUAACAGUGCCAACAGGUAUUCUCUUAUUCCAUUUAGAGAGGAAACUUCCCUUUUUUCUUACCUAUAGAUGACAGGAUUCAUUUAAUUUUGGUCUUUUUUUUUUUUUUUGCUAUCAGCACAGGUUUGAAGAGGAGACUGUUAGUCAUCUGAGCUCUCUUUACCAACAGGCUAGGGUGGAACAGCUCACAGCAACACUGCAGAGCUUAGUAACACAAUGUUAGAGCUUUUGUUUUUUUUGACGGGUUUUAUCCUCUUUCCCCACACCCAUUUUUCCCCCUUUCAUUUUUAAGGUUGGGGGAGAUGACCCUUAACCAAGAACUAGAGAAAUAAUUAAAUCUCUCUGGAAAAAGGAAAGCUAAAGAGGGCUACAAUACUGUACCCACGUAGUAACCAAGAGCUAGUUCGGAAUUGUUUAUAUUCCUUUCUGUAGCUUGCCUGGGAUUUCAAUCACCUUUCUGCAAAGAGUGGGCUGGUAAUACAAAUCCAUAUACAACUCUGAGAAUACCCACUGCCAACAACUAAAAGCACGAUACUAAAUUUUUUAGCCAAAAUUCUGCACUAACACAUGUAAUUUCUUAAUGUGCCUAAGUUAAUUUCUGUACCAAUUCAAUGAAUGGAAUUGAUUGAACUUCCCAACUCCACUAAUUAUUAAAACCCAUCUGCUUAUUCCAAUGCUAGUCACUAAGAGCUAGACUCCAUCUUUCCAAUAAAAAUGAGCUCUGUGUAGCACUAAGUCUGAAUCCUAAAAUCCAAACCGAUAAAUUUUCUUAAAGCAUGUUUCCUACAUGCAGCUAUCAGGGGGAAAGGUUAUAAAUGUCCUGUUCUCUCUGAAGUGUGGAUAUCAGUAUGAAAUUUUUUAAAGAAUAUUUUUAGCAGCUGACUUACAUGAUCAUUUUCCUCACAGAGCAAUUCAGUGAUAACCCUGUCUCUGAAGUUUGUUUGGGGACAUGCUUUUGCUAUCUUUUUGGUUAAAGUCCUUCAGCCAGAAAAAGACAAAGAUAAAGGCAAUAGGGCCAUCCAUAGAUAAAUGUUUCUCUACUUAACCUGGGGCAAACUCAUAGUACUUGAAUAAGGCCAAAAACAAAUAGAAAAUGACUGUUCAAUCUUUCAUACUGCAAACAUAUAAACAUAUGAAAACUUCUGCUACUCUUUCAAUUAACCUUUUCUUCCUCAGUGAUAAAAAAAAAAAAAGAAAAAGUCUGAUAUGGAAUGUUUGG
Choloepus didactylus (southern two-toed sloth) is the source of this 5727-nucleotide messenger RNA. RefSeq names its product leucine rich repeat transmembrane neuronal 2 (gene LRRTM2). The record is from RefSeq and is a predicted model, not a curated record. Bases 410 to 1960 code for a protein of 516 amino acids. Gene Ontology annotation, molecular function: protein binding. Gene Ontology annotation, cellular component: extracellular matrix. NCBI's taxonomy places the organism in Eukaryota, Metazoa, Chordata, Mammalia, Pilosa, Megalonychidae. The transcript has 2 exons.